Messenger RNA from Arabidopsis arenosa, 2693 nucleotides. Lineage: Eukaryota; Viridiplantae; Streptophyta; Magnoliopsida; Brassicales; Brassicaceae. The record is from the annotation of a GenBank genome assembly.
CCAUCAUUCAAUUUUGGUCGGUCAAAUAGAUCGUCACAAAAUGUUAUAAAGCAUUAUCACAUCUUUAAAUUCAUUCACAUUUCGACAUUUACACAUUCACAUGGCGCCAAUGGCUAUGGAUCGUCUCUGUUUCGUACUACCGACAGAAUCCGGCGAGUUAAAGCCACCGGCGAUGGUCGAAGAGACCAAAGAAGAAGAAGAGGAGGAGAAGAAGAGUCGUGAUUGUGGACGUCAAGUUGUGAGUUUGAUCGGAGAUAUAUUCCGGCGAUUACACGGCUCCAAAUUUGUGAAGAGCUUGAAUAAUCUUUGUAGUAUCAACGAGAGUAAAGAUUUGAUUUCAAUGGAGAUUAAUAAAUCUUUCACGGACAUGGAAGGUGUUCAACUUUCUAGCAAAGUCGGUUGCGAGAAUCCAAGAAUCUUUGGAUACUCUGAGCUUUACAUCGGAACUAAUGGUUUCAGUGACGAACUGAUCCUCGGAAGCGGCGGAUUCGGCCGUGUUUACAAGGCGGUGUUACCAAGCGACGGAACGACCGUUGCUGUUAAAUGCUUGGCGGAGAAGAAAGGAGAGCAGUUCGAGAAAACUUUUGCGGCGGAGCUUGUUGCGGUGGCUCAGCUCCGGCAUCGGAAUCUUGUGAAGUUAAGAGGCUGGUGUCUACACGAAGACGAGUUACUUCUUGUUUACGAUUACAUGCCUAAUCGGAGCUUAGAUCGUGUGCUUUUCCGACGGCCGGAAGCUAACUCCGAUUUUAAACCGUUGGAUUGGGAUCGGAGGGGUAAAAUCGUCAAAGGACUCGCCGCCGCGUUGUUCUACCUUCACGAGCAGUUAGAGACUCAGAUUAUUCACAGAGAUGUGAAGACGAGUAACGUUAUGUUGGAUUCAGAGUUUAACGCUAAACUCGGAGAUUUUGGAUUAGCUCGGUGGUUAGAACACAAGAUUGAUGAAACAGAGCCUGAUUCGAGUUACGACUCUGUUUCUUCCUUCCGUAACCACCAGUUCCGAGUCGCGGAUUCGACUCGGAUCGGUGGUACUAUCGGGUACUUACCGCCGGAGAGUUUCCGGAAAAAAACCGUCGCCACCGCUAAAACAGAUGUUUUCAGCUUCGGUGUUGUGGUUUUAGAGAUUGUCUCCGGUAGACGUGCCGUUGAUCUUUCGUUCUCUGAAGAUAAAAUCAUUUUGCUUGAUUGGGUUCGGAGGUUAUCCGAUAACCGGAAAUUACUCGACGCCGGAGAUUCUCGGUUACUAAAAGGAUCUUACGAUAACUCUGAUAUGAAGAGAAUGAUUCAUCUUGCUCUGCUCUGUUCUUUAAACAACCCAACGCAUCGUCCCAAUAUGAAAUGGGUGAUCGGAGCACUUUCCGGGGAGUUUUCCGGUAACUUACCGGCGUUACCUUCGUUUAAGAGCCAUCCUCUUUAUAUUCCUUUAUCUUCUCUAAAAUCAACCUCAACUUCGGCGACGACGACGACCACCAGAACAACGACGACCACCACCACCUCAACAACUAGCUUCAACGCGUCUUCCGAGUCAACACCGUUGUCAAAUUACGUUACUGCCCUUGAGGAUUCCAUUUACCAGACGGCGGAGACUGGAGAAAAUCGGUACUUCAACUACAACAGCCGGAGAGUGACGUCAUCAAAGUCUUUCGUAUUGGACACGCCAAGGGAGAUUUCAUACAACGACCUCGUUUUAGCCACUGAUAAUUUCUCCGAUGCUCGUCGCGUUGCUGAGGUUGAUUUCGGUACGGCUUAUUAUGGUUUACUCAACGGAGACCAACAUAUUGUGGUGAAACGUCUCGGUAUGACUAAAUGUCCGGCGCUUGUUACACGGUUCUCCACGGAACUACUUAACCUAGGCCGGCUUCGACAUCGUAACCUAGUUAUGCUCCGUGGAUGGUGCACAGAACACGGAGAAAUGCUUGUAGUAUACGAUUAUUCCGCGAAUCGUAAGCUAAGUCAUCUUCUUUUCCAUAACCAUAUGCCGGGAAACUCUGUUUUGCGAUGGAAAAGUCGGUACAACGUGAUAAAAUCGCUUGCUUGCGCAGUACGUUACCUCCACGAGGAAUGGGACGAACAAGUCAUUCACCGAAACAUUACUUCUUCAACUAUAUUUCUUGAUAGAGACAUGAAUCCGCGGCUCUGCGGAUUCGCAUUGGCAGAGUUUUUGUCUAGAAACGACAAAGCUCAUCAAGCUACAAAAAAGAAAGGAUCCGCUCAAGGGAUUUUCGGUUAUAUGGCACCAGAAUAUAUGGAAUCAGGCGAGGCUACAACCAUGGCAGAUGUAUACAGCUUCGGCGUCGUGGUGCUCGAGAUGGUUACGGGGCAGCCCGCAGUGGAUUACAAGAGGAAAAAGGAAGAUGCUCUUUUGGUGUUGAGAAUCCGCGAAGUAGUUGGUAACCGGAAAAAAAUCUUGGAGGAGAUUGCAGAUAUUCAUUUGGAUGAUGAGUACGAGAUUCGAGAAUUGACAAGGCUAUUACGGUUAGGGUUGGUUUGCACGCGAACUGAUCCGAAGUUAAGGCCUAGCAUUAGCCAAGUUGUGAGUAUAUUGGAUGGAAGCGAGAGGUUCUUUGAAGAGGAAGGAGGAAAGGAAGGUGACGUUAGUCGCAAGCAAAUGUAUGAUUCGUCUAUGUUGAUGAUUAGACAAAUGCAAGCGCUUGGGAUUCAUUGAGCAAAUGGUUGAGUAAAUGCUUAAGGGAAAU